CAUGAGGCGCCCUUGGCUUCUCUAAUGUGGUGUUAAACAUCAAUAUCACCGCGCGAGGUGACAUCUCAUCAAAGAAGAUCCUGGGAUGCACAUGGUCUAUCCCACGCACUGCAGCGUAUUGGAGUCCUACUAUAUAGACAGUCCAAUUUACGGUGAACAACAGUACAGCCACGAGGGAAUUACCAUCACAAAACGGACCGGUCAUAUAUAUGUAUGCAGGCUCUCUGCAUUUGCAACCUGACGGCUCCUUUUCUCUCUUUUCCUCUCCUUAUAAGCUACGGAGUACAGACAGUUGAACAUUGAUUCCUCGACUAUUGACACUGGCACGGAGCGAGUUUAUACCGAGUAUCUGGCCAAGUACACACAGCGACAGAGUACACCAUGAUGAUGUUCACCGAAGAAGAGUACGAAUCUCUUCCUCCAGCAUUACAGAGAAAGUUCUUCUCGAAUACCGAACGCCUACGCAUGCGUCUAGCCCACAGCGAUCCCAGCUCAACUGCCAAUGGUGGACCUGACUAUCCCGCAUCGGCUCUUGCCAGUGCGCUGCCCCGGCGCCUCCACUUUCAGAAUCUCCGGCGUCGGCCUAAUCAUACUACUACUGCUGCUACUCCUGCUAGUGCCACUGCUGGUUCAGCUGUGAGAAGGAGGGCUUCUGCCAAUAACAACAAGAAGAAGCGGUCUCGUCGUCUCAAUACAUUCUCCUCUCACGAUUCCUACAAUUCCUCGGUCACCGCUUCCUCUCUCCUCCCUCCUUCCUCAGCUCAGAAGCCUCAGCUCAGCUCCUUGCAAUUGGCCUAUCUCUCCGCCCAGGUCGACUCGCAGUGCUUUCAAUCGUUACCCCCCAAGGUCCAACAGAAGUUCUUUUCGCCAGACGAGCGCGCCUAUCUUCGUCAAGUGUACCGCGACAGUGUGAUUCUUGACUCGGCCGACCAAGCUGUCUAUCGAUUGGAACAGAAGAAGAAACAAACGCAUCCUUCUUGUGAAAGUUUACCGUCCGACACGACCACCACCGACCUCUCCCAAACCUCUACCCUUUAUAUCGAGUCGUCCGAUUCCGGCUGGGACACGGAAGGAGAGCCCGACGACGAGAUGGACAACUCGAUCAACGACAGUUUCCGUUGGCUCGAUGGAGAUGGCGACCUCGACCUAAGACUGGAUGAUUAUCACGCCCAUGUUGCCAACGCCAAUCCCGUUCCCAAGCAGCCGCCGCGGAGGAAGCCUUCCUUCCGGCGCACAAUGUCCUUCUCCGCGAACCGCCAGGCUCGUAAAGCUGCUUCGUCCAUCUCUAACUGUGCGGUCCCCGGUUCGAGCCAGUCUUCCACGGUCCCCUCGUCCCUGGCCAAUAUCGUUGGUCGCACUUCGACCUCCCGGCCGCCAUCCGGUUAUCAACGACCGACCAUGCACGCCCCUCGUUCAUCCACUUCAAGCAUCGACCCCGCCGCACAAUAUUACCAAGACCCUGAAGCCCGCCUCAAGCUACGGGUCUACCUAGCCUCGCCGCAGAAAUUCGACGAAGCCAUCGAGUUCGGAUUCCCGGCCUUGAACGACGGUAAAAACGAUAAUACCCUCUCAGAACGUCCGGAAAGGGUUUCGGAGGGUCUUGCCUCACCAAAGGUGCAGAAGUUAACCGGCACGUUUUUCGAGGAUGCGAAUGGAGCAGUUCACGGUCACCGUUGUUCGACUGACAAGAAUCGGCGGAAAUCGUCCCGGUUGUCGACCGUUGCGAGAGUACCUCAGAACCUAAAGAAUCCGCCAAACAAACGUCAAACAUGCACAGCUGCGCCUCCACCAGCCCUCCGACGGGUACCCGGGAACCGGGAAAUGACGCUGAAGAUGACCUUGACCAGGCCCGAUCUUCGCGAGCAAUCAUCUCCAUCAGUAUCUCCCACCUCAGCAGAAGAUCCGCUGAAACCAGAAGAGCUGCCUCCGGUCGCUGAUAGCUAUCCUGACAUCUGGGAUGAGUCUGAUUCGGAGCAACAAAACGUCAUGAAAAAGAUGUGGCGCAGGCUUCGGAAACCAAAGUACUAGCCAUCUUCCGUCUCAUUCCUUUCUUUGUUUCGUUUCGUUUUAUUUGAAUACCCUCGGAUGUGUAUGUUUGGCCGGUGUUCACGGUGUUAUUCGUCUAUUUCUCUCUUGUAUUGAUACCUAUUUGUACGGUUUUUGAUGUUAGCGACUCGGACACUUCACCUUUUCC
Aspergillus ruber CBS 135680 is the source of this 2194-nucleotide messenger RNA. RefSeq lists its product as uncharacterized. Lineage: Eukaryota; Fungi; Ascomycota; Eurotiomycetes; Eurotiales; Aspergillaceae. The transcript has 3 exons. The coding region runs from base 382 to 2028 and encodes 548 amino acids. The record is from RefSeq and is a predicted model, not a curated record.